Gadus morhua (Atlantic cod) is the source of this 2296-nucleotide messenger RNA. RefSeq names its product extracellular calcium-sensing receptor-like. The record is from RefSeq and is a predicted model, not a curated record. NCBI's taxonomy places the organism in Eukaryota, Metazoa, Chordata, Actinopteri, Gadiformes, Gadidae. The coding region runs from base 35 to 2296 and encodes 753 amino acids. Gene Ontology annotation, biological process: G protein-coupled receptor signaling pathway. Gene Ontology annotation, cellular component: plasma membrane. Gene Ontology annotation, molecular function: G protein-coupled receptor activity. The transcript has 5 exons.
UUUGAAUCUGAGAGAGUUUCGAUUUGCACAAACUAUGAUCUUUGCCAUUGAGGAGAUAAAUAGCAGUGACUAUCUUCUUCCCAAUGUUUCUAUUGGAUAUCGUAUCUAUGAUAACUGUGGCUCCACAUUAUCCUCAAUGCGUGCCGCCAUGGCCCUCAUGAACGGCGCUGACGCGACUUCGGAAAGCGCCUGCUCCGGUCAAUCUGCUGUGCACGCCAUCAUUGGAGAGUCUGAAUCAUCCUCGACUAUUGUUCUGUCACGCACCACCGGACCUUUCAAACUACCCGUGAUCAGUCACUCGGCCACGUGUGAGUGUUUGAGUAGUAGGACAGAAUAUCCCUCUUUCUUCCGCACCAUCGCCAGCGACCUCUACCAGAGCCGGGCUCUGGCCCAGCUGGUCAAACACUUUGGCUGGAGCUGGGUGGGGGCGGUCAACAGUGACAGUGACUAUGGCAACAACGGCAUGGCCAUCUUCCUCGCCGCCGCGCGGGAGGAAGGAGUAUGUGUGGAGUACACAGAGAAGUUCCACAGGACGGAACCAGAGAAGCUCAAGAAAGUGGUGGAAGUUAUUCGCAAGAGUACGGCCAGAGUGAUUGUUGGCUUCUUAGCCCACGUGGAAAUGAAUAACCUUUUAGAGCAGCUGAGCGUCCACAAUAUCACAGGCUUGCAGUUCAUUGGUGUGGAGGCCUGGAUCACUGCUGACAGUCUGGUGACCCCCACCAGCUUCAGUGUGUUGGGAGGGUCCCUUGGUUUCGCUGUGCAGAAAGCUAAUAUCAGUGGCUUUUCGGAUUUUGUGAUUAAAGGGUUCUGGGAAUCUGCCUUUCCAUGCACACAGUCAAACAGUGAAAUUGUAAUGGAUACACAAUGUAAAGACAACCUUGAUCUGAUUGAGACAAAGGAUUACAAUGAUGAUGUGCCUGAGCUUAGAUACUCUGCUAACAUCUACAAGGCCAUCUAUGCUGUGGCUCAUUCUCUGCACCGUUUACUCAAAUGCAAAAACGUCAGUGGGUGCGACAAGAUGAUUAAAGUGCAUCCCUGGCAGGUAGUGGAAGCAUUACAGAUGGUCAAUUUCACCAUAAAGAACGGGGAUCAGGUGUGGUUUGACAGCACAGGCGCAGCCGUGGCCCAGUAUGAGGUGGUGAACUGGCAGCGUGGGGCCGAUGGCUCGGUCGAGUUUAAACCGGUCGGCUACUACGACGCCUCAUUACCUCCUGGAGAAAAGUUUGUCCUCAGGAACAAGGACAUAAUGUGGCCUGGUGGAAAGACAGAGUUGCCUGUGUCAGUGUGCAGUGAAAGCUGUCCCCCUGGAACUCGCAAGGUCCUCCAGAAAGGGAAGCCAGUGUGCUGCUAUGACUGUAUACUUUGUGCUGAGGGUGAAAUCAGCAACACAACAGAUUCUAACGGUUGCACAAAGUGCCCUGAAGAUUUCUGGUCAAGUGAAAACAGAGAUAAAUGUGUUCUGAAAACCGUUGAGUUCCUAACUUUUACAGAAGUAAUGGGGAUAGUACUGGUGUUUUUUUCUUUGUUUGGGGUAUUUAUAACUAUAAUUGUGGCAAACUUGUUUUUGAUCAAUAAGGACACGCCUUUAGUCAGGGCCAACAACUCUGAGCUGAGCUUCCUGCUGCUCUUCUCCUUGACUCUGUGUUUCCUGUGUUCUCUGACCUUCAUCGGCCGUCCCUCAGACUGGUCCUGUAUGCUUCGCCACACAGCGUUUGGGAUCACCUUUGUCCUUUGUAUCUCUUGUGUUCUGGGGAAAACUAUAGUGGUGUUGAUGGCCUUCAGAGCUACACUACCUAGCAGUAAUGUUAUGAAAUGGUUUGGUCCAACUCAGCAGAGACUGAGUGUAUUGGCUUUCACUCUCAUACAGGUUGUAAUUUGUAUACUUUGGUUAACAAUCAACCCUCCCUAUCCCUUUAAAAAUAUGGAAAUCUAUAUGGAUAAGAUCAUUCUAGAAUGUGCCCUUGGAUCCCCUAUAGGGUUCUGGGCUGUUUUGGGGUAUAUAGGACUCCUAGCUUUGUUAUGUUUCAUACUGGCUUUUCUGGCCAGAAAGCUGCCUGAUAACUUCAAUGAGGCCAAAUUCAUCACCUUCAGCAUGUUGAUAUUCUGUGCAGUCUGGAUCACCUUCAUCCCUGCUUAUGUCAGUUCUCCUGGGAAGUUCACUGUAGCUGUGGAAAUAUUUGCUAUGCUAGCUUCAAGUUAUGGUUUACUUCUAUGUGUAUUUGCCCCAAAAUGCUUCAUUAUUUUAUUCAAGCCAGAACUGAACACAAAGAAACACAUGAUGGCAAAAUGUAAAUAA